CAGCUUUGUAAUUGAAGUGACCGAACUGCUCGUACUCAGAAACCAUGACGAGCUACCACAAACCCGACGAGAAGACUCUGCAGGGCCUGAAAGACGUCGCCAAUAAGCUCAGGAUCAACUCCAUCAAGGCGACAUGCGCCUCCAACUCCGGGCACCCCACAUCAUGCUGCAGUGCAGCGGAGCUCAUGUCUGUGCUCUUCUUCAACACCAUGCGCUACAAAGCAGAUGACCCUCGCAACCAGUGCAACGACCGCUUUGUGCUCUCAAAGGGUCAUGCUGCACCUAUCCUGUAUGCUGCAUGGGCAGAGGCGGGUUUCGUGAAGGAGUCAGAGUUGCUCAACCUGCGCAAGGUUGACUGUGAACUGGAGGGGCACCCCACACCCAAACUGGCUUUUGUUGACGUGGCUACAGGAUCUCUGGGACAGGGUCUCGGGGCUGCCUGUGGGAUGGCAUACACUGGCAAACAUUUUGACAAAUCAGGAUACCGUGUGUACUGCAUGAUGGGUGAUGGAGAGUGUUCAGAGGGCUCUGUUUGGGAGGCCAUGGCCUUUGCCUCCUACUACAAGCUGGACAACUUGGUGGCUAUCAUGGAUGUCAACCGGCUCGGUCAAAGUGAGGCUGCACCCCUGAAGCACGACAUGGAGACCUACCGCAAGCGCUGCGAAGCAUUUGGGUGGAACACUUAUGUUGUGGACGGACACGAUGUGGAGGAGCUGUGCAAAGCUUUCUGGCAGGCCCAACAGGUGAAGGACAAACCCACUUGCAUUGUAGCCAAGACGUUCAAGGGCAAAGGACUCAAGAACAUUGAGGAUCUUGAUAAUUGGCAUGGCAAGCCCAUCCCCAAGGACCGGGUGGAUGACAUCCUGAAAGACCUGCAGGCUCUGAUCCAGGUCCCCAAUAAGACCCUUAGCCCCCAGCUGCCCAAAGACGACACUGCACCCGCAGACCUUAGCAUCAUCUCCCUGCCGUCACCCCCCGCAUACAAGAAGGGAGAAAAGAUGGCAACAAGGCGCGCGUACGGCGUUGCCCUGGCCAAGAUGGGCGAAGCGAGCAAGAGAGUGGUGGCCCUUGAUGGAGACACCAAAAACUCCACCUUCUCGGAGACCUUCAAGAAGGCUUUCCCUGACCGCUACAUUGAGUGCUUCAUUGCAGAACAGAACAUGGUGGGAGUGGCCAUUGGAUGUGCUACCAGAGACCGCACAGUUACAUUUGCCAGCACAUUUGCCGCCUUUUUCUCCCGAGCCUAUGACCAGAUCCGCAUGGGCGCAAUCUCCCAGACCAAUGUGAACCUGGUAGGGUCCCACUGCGGAGUCUCCAUCGGUGAGGAUGGUCCUUCCCAGAUGGCCCUAGAGGAUUUGGCCAUGUUCCGUGCAAUUCCAACAUGUACAGUGUUUUACCCCAGUGAUGCGGUCUCCACAGAGAGGGCUGUUGAGCUAUCAGCAAACACCAAGGGUAUCUGUUUUAUCCGUACCAGCAGACCAGACACUGCCGUCCUCUACGCUCCAGAUGAAAAGUUCGAAGUGGGCCUAGCAAAGGUUGUGCGGCAGUCGGACAAAGAUUGUGUGACUGUGAUUGGCGCUGGCAUUACUCUGCAUGAGGCCCUCUCUGCUGCUGAUGUGCUGGCCAGUGAAGGGAAGAACAUCCGCGUAAUUGAUCCAUUUACCAUCAAGCCUUUGGAUGCAGCUACCAUUCUGGCCAGUGCCAAAGCCACAGGGGGAAAGAUCAUCACUGUGGAGGACCACUACAAGGAGGGUGGUCUUGGUGAAGCAGUGCUGUCCGCCGUGGGCCAGGAGCCAGGCAUUGUGGUGACCCGGCUGGCAGUGACCGGUGUUCCCCGCAGCGGAAAGCCCCAGGAGAUGCUCGACAUCUUCGGCAUCAGUGCCAAGCACAUUGCCACAGCUGUGCGUCAGGCCGUUGCAAGCUAAGGAUUGCGCCGCUCGCUUGUGGCUCCGCCUAUCGGUUCCAACUCGAUGCCCACCGUGCAUUCAACCGGCCUGCUUUUGUGAAAACCGGUUAGCUUCUGUGCCCAAGGCUUGACCUGAGGGCAGGGUGCUAAACCUGUAUUGAGAGGGAUGGGAAUAGGAUUUCUUGUGUGUUUUUUUUUUUUUUUUUUUUAAUCAUGUGCUCAAAAUAGUGUCAUGAAAGUAGACAAAACAUCACUGAAUACUGUAAAUGUGUGACAAAUAAAAACAUAAGCCGCAGACAUGGUUCUGAUCAGGCCUCCUGUUUAGCAUUCCAAUCUUUUUUUUCUUUUUUUUCUAUCCAUUCUACCAAACCUCCCAGCUUGCCCCUUGUUUAUGUUUAAAUCAGUUAUGAGAAGUUUAACAUUCAUCCUCCUUGGUUCUGUCUAUAUGGGCAUCACACCCAGCUUUUGGUUUUCCAGAGCACUGACCCAUCCCUUUGUACCUUUUUGUGCUGAAUUAAAAAAAAUAA
Molecule: messenger RNA, 2433 nt
Organism: Pungitius pungitius (ninespine stickleback)
Lineage: Eukaryota; Metazoa; Chordata; Actinopteri; Perciformes; Gasterosteidae
Gene: tktb
Product: transketolase b
Exons: 14
Coding region: 45-1925 (626 amino acids)
Molecular function (GO): thiamine pyrophosphate binding; transketolase activity
Source: RefSeq, a predicted model, not a curated record